Messenger RNA from Aspergillus nomiae NRRL 13137, 828 nucleotides. RefSeq names its product short-chain dehydrogenase/reductase. The record is from RefSeq and is a predicted model, not a curated record. Bases 1 to 828 code for a protein of 275 amino acids. NCBI's taxonomy places the organism in Eukaryota, Fungi, Ascomycota, Eurotiomycetes, Eurotiales, Aspergillaceae. The transcript is spliced from 5 exons.
AUGGUCAAAACAGUGGUUGCAACAGGCACAUCCUCCGGUUUGGGCUUUGAAGCCAUCAAACAGCUGCUCCAGCAGUCGGAGCCAUACCAUUUCAUUCUGGGAGUGCGGGACGCAACCAAGACUCAGGCCAAGUAUGAUUGUCUUGACUUUGACAAGAGCAAGCACACGAUUACCGUUUUCUCGCUGGAUCUUCUAUCCCUGGCAAGUGUGCAGUCAUUUGCAGGAAACGUCCUUUCUCAGUUGGGGGCUCAGACGCUCGAUUAUCUGUUCCUUUGUGCUGGCAUGCUAGAUAGCGCCGAUGGACCUGGACCCAAUGGCUCGCCAUGGUGCUCGGGGUGCGUUGUCAACCAUUUAGCCCAGCAUUAUUUGAUUCAUUUACUGCAUGACACUCUCUCUACGUCUCAAUCGCGAGUUGUCGUUGUUUCUUCGGGUGCCAUCCGCAGAGUGAGAGACCAGAAUCCAGAAACGCUCGACGUAGACCUUAAGGCAAAUUCUAAAGCAGGGGUGAGGACCGUAUACAGUGCGUCGAAGUUCGUACAGCUACUCGGCGCAUUGAACUGGCGCCGCGAGCUUCUCUCGUGCACGGUCAUUGCCGUCUCACCGGGCCUGAUUCCCAGCACAAAUUUGGCCACUGAUCUGGGUUUGUCGAUGGAUAUGCCCGAUGCGAAAACCAUUCCCGAGGGGGCCCAGAACCUUCUUCGCGCAUUUGCUGCGACCGAUCUCCCGUCUGAUCCAGAGCAGAUCUUUUUGACGAGCUGGGGGGAGUGGUGGCCGAAGGAUGUAUAUGCUUUGGCUCUUGACGAGAAGCUACAAAAAAAUGGUGUUUAA